GGCCAAUCCAAGAUCACGAUUCUGGUUCGAGCACAGCCACGGGGAUUGAAAGUCUAUCGUAGGGGCCAGACUUACGUUUCCCUUUCCCUCUCCGUCUCUUUAUAUCUGUCCCUGAGUCGGGCUCACUCGCAGCAAAGCCCUAUUGCUUUCAAUUGAAUUUUAUUUCCCUUCUUUCUAUUCUCACGGUAGAAGUCAACUGCCACCACCGAGCCGAUAAUUACUCGAGCAGCCUAUACCCGACCGAUAAUAAUAAUAUUCUGCCUCUCUCGUCUCUUGAUCAUAACUUCCUCCCCGCCCCGCCAUUCCCCCUCACGUGCGGGGUUCUCAUCAGCGUCGUCAAGCCUGUGUUGUCUUAGCCCACCGCACAUUUAUUUUUCGGAUAAUAAUUCCUUUCACGCACCAUGAGUUUCACCAAUAUGCUCAAUAAGCUGUCGGGACAGCCCGAGAGUUAUGAGAAGAAAUCGCAGUACAAAUUCGGCAGAACAUUGGGCGCCGGAACGUAUGGUAUCGUCCGCGAGGCCGAUUGCAGCUCUGGAAAGGUUGCUGUCAAGAUCAUUCUAAAGAAGAAUGUUCGAGGCAAUGAACAAAUGGUCUAUGAUGAGCUGGAGAUGUUGCAGGCCCUUGAUCACCCAAACAUCGUCCAUUUUGUCGAUUGGUUUGAAUCCAAGGACAAAUUCUACAUUGUUACCCAGCUGGCCACUGGUGGUGAGCUGUUCGACAGAAUUUGCGACUACGGAAAAUUCACAGAGAAGGAUGCAUCUCAAACUAUUCGUCAGGUGCUGGGCGCAGUUAAUUAUUUGCACGAAAGGAACAUUGUCCAUCGAGACUUGAAACCGGAGAACCUGCUUUACCUCACCCGCGACCCAUCCUCGCCUUUGGUCCUUGCCGACUUUGGCAUUGCCAAGAUGUUGGAGAAUCCCAGUGAAGUCCUGACCAGUAUGGCUGGGUCGUUCGGCUAUGCCGCGCCCGAGGUCAUGCUCAAGCAAGGCCACGGAAAGGCUGUCGACAUGUGGUCUCUCGGUGUCAUCACAUAUACCCUGCUUUGCGGCUACUCGCCCUUUCGGUCCGAGAGCCUGUCUGAUUUGAUCGAAGAAUGCCGCAGUGGCCGCAUUAUCUUCCAUGAACGCUACUGGCGGGACGUCUCCAAGGACGCCAAGGAUUUCAUCCUUACUAUGCUCCAGCCUGAUCCAUCAAAGCGUGUCACGUCUCAAGAGGCCCUCAAGCAUCCAUGGCUGAAGGGCGAGUCGGCUAGUGACCGUGACUUGCUGCCUGAAAUUCGGGCAUACAUUGCCAGAUCCCGCCUCAAGAGAGGUAUUGAGAUUAUCAAACUUGCCAACCGUAUUGAGGCACUCAAAAUGCAUGAUGAGGAUGAGGACGACAUCCCUAGCCCUGCAGCCAUGGCAGCUGCUGCUGAUGAUUCUGAAAAGUCCGGAUCUACGUCGGUCGACUCGCCGGCUACUUCGAGGGAGGCCGAGACCGGCACAACUAAGAAGCGGAGUUUGAGUAAGGUUGCACGCGGAGCUAUCUUCCGCGAGGUCGUGCUUGCAAAGGUCCGUGAGCAGAAGGACACUGAAGAACGUGAGAGGCUCGAGCGUGAAGCCCGAGAGAAAACUGCCCAUGCUUGAUUCUCAUUAUAUCGUGGCGUUUAACGUGUGUGUUUAUUUAUUUCUCCAGGCCACUCUUGAGGCCCCGCCCCAUCAUCCGAGGUUUUUUUUUGAAUAUCAUUUUCAUGAUUCCCCGUCCAUAACACGAAUGGUGUAUACAGUAACUUUUGUUCAGGUUGUUCUGAAAACUCUCAGCGCUUAGACUUCAGGGCUUAGCACCUUUGUCUUUUUGGCUCGAAUGUGACUUCUGCCUUGAUAUCAUCCUCUCAAUAGACGUACCUUCUAUAUUACUAUUCUCCUUAAUAUAUAUCAUGUACUAUACUAGAUGACCCAAUCAUGUGGAUGGGCAUCACGUGCCAGGCCACCAUCAGAUGCGCGAGCCAAUCAGAUGACGGGCGCCGGGGAAGUCAGCCUCAGGGCAGGUGAUCGACUGGCGGAGAGUGUA
This is a messenger RNA of Aspergillus alliaceus, 2049 nucleotides long. Its product is annotated as serine/threonine-protein kinase. The transcript is spliced from 6 exons. The record is from RefSeq and is a predicted model, not a curated record. Gene Ontology annotation, biological process: cellular response to oxidative stress; protein phosphorylation. The coding region runs from base 402 to 1625 and encodes 407 amino acids. Gene Ontology annotation, molecular function: calcium/calmodulin-dependent protein kinase activity; ATP binding. Lineage: Eukaryota; Fungi; Ascomycota; Eurotiomycetes; Eurotiales; Aspergillaceae.